AGCUCAUCAGCUUUUUCGUUUUCUUUAAACGCACAGUGACUUGGAAUCCAUGCAAAGAUAAUGUGACCGUGACCAUCUGGCAACACUGAUACACAGUGAAAAUUUAAAUUUACGUUUACUUCAUCUGUUAUUUAAAAUAAAUACCAAAAUAAAUAUAUGUUUAGAAAAUAAAGUUGUUCUUUACGGUAUGAAUAUUAAUCUCACUAAUUAAUCAUUUAUGUUUUUCUUAUAAUAAAUGUGUUCAAAGUUAGAUGAAACACUUAAAGGACAUUAAAAAUCACUUGUUUGCCGGAAUAUUGACCAAGCAAAAUGCAUCCAUCCAAAUUAUCUUUUCACAACGAAAUAUAGUUUAAAGUAACAAUUAAUUAGCAAAACAGUUAAGAAGUUACAAAUAUGGCUACGAAACAUAAACAUAUUUUCACUCGGUCCAAACCUCUCAUGAAUAUCUAUAGUGGAUUGGAUAAUCAAGGAAAAGAGGUUGAAGUACGAGAGGAUGCUGAACAACUUGUUAAAUGGCAUGAGAUAUCCGAUGCUCUGGUUGCUGCUGGAUAUUACAGGGCCCAACUACAAGGGCUAUCAGCUUUUGAUAAAAUUGUUGGUGGUUUGACUUGGUGUAUAGAGUUAUGUGAUAUAGAUAUUGACAUCAAUCUUCUAUUUGAAGAAAACUUGACUAUUGGAAAAAAAAUAGCCCUCACCGAGAAGAUAGUCAAAGUAUUGCCAACAAUGAAGUGUCCUUUUAUUAUUGAACCUCAUCAAAUCCAGGGUUUAGAUUUUAUCAAUAUUUUUCCACUUGUACAAUGGCUUAUUAAGUACUCAAGUGAAUUUAGAGAGGCUAAAGAGGAAGAACUUCGUAUGUUUGCAGUAAUGCAAUAUGAAAAAGAUCACAUAUUUGAAUUGGAUAGAAAACAUUAUAUUCAACAAGAAAAAAUAUUUAAAAAUCUCAUUAUGAUACAGAAUCUCUAUAAACCAUGUAGAGUGCGUAAAAGAAAAGGAGGUCUUCCAACAAAUGAUCUAGAGCAGGUAAAUGCAGUGCUAUCUGAGUAUGAUCAGCGUAUUUUAAUGCAUAUCUCUAAUAACAAAACUGAUUCACAGCCUGAUGAAGGACUUGAAGUACUGUAUGAUUAUGAAAAAACACUUGCUGAUCCAUCAGAAAUUACAACAGAAACAGACAAAUUCAUAGAACAUGAAAACACAGAAAAAGAUGUUUCAGAUAUUAAAAUUCAUUAUGCAGUUUUGCAAUCGGAGUUAACUGGUGAUCUUCCUGAGGAAUUAGAAGAAAAUGAAAAAUUUAAAUAUUCUAAUGAUAUUGAACAACUGUCAAAAGUUAUAGAUACUAUGGAAAAUGAAGUAGAAAAUGUGAGAAAGGAACAUGAAGAGAGAAUGGAUACGGCUAAAAAACAAUAUUCCACAGUACUGAAUAAAUUACAAAGACUCACUCGGAAGUUAAAUAAAACAGAUGAUUUUACUGAUAGAAAGGCCAAGGAAUUUUACAAAUCCCUAAAAGAAAUAGCAAGAGAAAGAAAUGACCUUUUAAAGGUCAUCCAUCACAGAGAACAGGAACAUAAGAAGCUUCAGGAAGAAUUAAGAAUUGCCCAAGAACCUACAGCCAUAAUAGAAGAAGAGCCUCUAACUCCAGUAGAACUGAAAGAGUUCCAAGAAAGAGAAAAGAAGUUAAAAGACUUUAUUAGUAAGACGAAAGCGGAAUUGGGACAUUUGAACCGUCAAGUUUUAAGGUAUUCUGUGGCGAUUGACGAAGUGCCAGGAACGGCUGAGUUAUUGCAGUACGAGAAACGUUUCGUAGAAUUGUAUAAUCAAGUUGCAUCGAAACAUAAAGAAACAAAACAGCAUUAUAUUUUUUACAACACCCUUUAUGAAGUGAAACUUUAUACAUCGAAGGAGUUGAGUCUACUUAAUUCAAUAUUGGAUAAUUAUGAAGAGGUAAUGUCAUCACCAAGAAAACGUGACGAAUUUAUGACUCAAUUCGAAUCAAUAGUAGACUGGGUUAACCAAACCGUCCGUAAAGUCGAAUACAAGUAUCAAACAGAGAAAGAACAAAAGGCAGCCCUUCACACCGAAUAUUCAAGGUUGAUGGAGGUACAACGACAGUAUGCGGCCGCCUUAAAGAAAUUGGCAUCGGAGCGACAUCGAAUCGGUUCGGAGGAACAGUAAAGUGUUCAAUUAUCCUAAUAUUAUUUAUAUUAAUAAUAAUAAGUAUUGUUUGGUGUAAAAUGUAUAACAAUAAUUAAAUCACUUAAAAUAUAUUAGUAUCUGCGUCCAAUUUUUGCGAGGAGCGCUGUUAAAUUUGAAAUGCAGACUUUGAAUUUUUUAUAAGUAUACGUCAAUAUGACAUUGACAUAUGACAAUUUGUAACACAAGUAAUAGACUAAGUCUAUUCGAAUGAUGUAUUUAUUUCAAUAUAUAGUUAUAACUACUUAUCUAAAAACACUUAUAUUCAUCCACUUACGUGUAGUUCUGUUAAUGGAGUUCAAGCUGUCUAUACAAAAAAGUAUUGUUACUAAAAUUUACGUAUUGUAAAUUUUAAUAUGUAUUAUUCAAGAAUGUAAAAAAAUACAUUUUUAUUCGGAAAAAUUGUCGCAUUUCUUUUUAAGUUAUAAAACUCGUCUUGUAGACGUGUAUCAAUUUCGUAAAGUGUAUACAGGACGUCCAUUCGGCAGUUUCAUGUAUGUUUUUAAUUUGACUUAAAUGAUUAAUUUCACGUUGUUCCUUUUAAAAUACAAUGUUGCUUAAGAAGAAUAAUUUUAUUAUGUCCAUUCUCUUAAUUGGUGUCAAAAAAUAAGAAGUGUUUUUUUUUUUCACAUUUGCGUCGUUUCGUUUCACAGACGAGAUAAGUAAUUUUAAGAAAAUCAUUGAAUGGAGCAAUACUUACUUUUCAAAACAAAAUAAAGUCAUUAAGCUAAAUCCUAUCUACGAUAUUUAAGGUACUUUCCUUUGAUGUCACAAAGUCUUGGGGCGCACUGUAUAUAUACCUUGGUUAUAAUUGAGAUCGAGUUGCCAUUUA
This is a messenger RNA of Pieris brassicae (large cabbage white), 3019 nucleotides long. RefSeq names its product coiled-coil domain-containing protein 93 (gene fidipidine). The record is from RefSeq and is a predicted model, not a curated record. Lineage: Eukaryota; Metazoa; Arthropoda; Insecta; Lepidoptera; Pieridae. Bases 394 to 2169 code for a protein of 591 amino acids. The transcript has 10 exons. Gene Ontology annotation, biological process: Golgi to plasma membrane transport.